Aphidius gifuensis is the source of this 4039-nucleotide messenger RNA. It is a transcript of the gene Ppa, whose product is annotated as F-box/LRR-repeat protein 14. The transcript has 2 exons. Bases 1010 to 2482 code for a protein of 490 amino acids. NCBI's taxonomy places the organism in Eukaryota, Metazoa, Arthropoda, Insecta, Hymenoptera, Braconidae. Gene Ontology annotation, biological process: SCF-dependent proteasomal ubiquitin-dependent protein catabolic process. The record is from RefSeq and is a predicted model, not a curated record. Gene Ontology annotation, molecular function: protein binding. Gene Ontology annotation, cellular component: SCF ubiquitin ligase complex.
AGGUUUAUUUCAGUGUGUGUGAAUUGCACUGUAGUGAAUGAACACAACAGUCUGUGAUUGGACCCGCGCCAGUUCACAUGAAUUAUUAAUUAAUUAUAUAAAUAUUAUAUAUCCAAAAAAUAUAUAUAUGUACACAUCAUCUUGUUGUUAAUUAAAUUGCAAUUAUGUGUCUAAAUACACAUGGAUCUUGGAAAAAAAAUACCAAGAUUAUAAAUAACAAUCAAAUAUUAAAACCAUAGCAUCAAGUGUCAAAUAAAUAUAUAUCAAAAAAAUAUAUAAAAUUAUUAAAUAUAUACUAUAAAAUAUAGGUAUAUAAAAAAUUAUUUAAAAAAAAUAUAAAAUGAAAGUUCUUGGCAUGGGGAUCUUUGUAACAAUCGAUUUUUGAAAUACACAAACACACACAUCAUCAUCAUCAGUAGUACAUACAUAAUACCCAUAUAUACAUAUUCAAGUAUAUAAUAGGCACAGGCUGACGCAGGAAGAUGCCAAUGGCGAAUUCGAGGAUGUCGAAAAUCGUGGAGUCAAGUGUGUAAGGGGGGAGUUGAAGAAUAGACUAAAAGAGACAGCAAGGAAGACGAAAAAAAAGCAACAGCAGCAGCAGCACAAAAAAAAUAUCUAAAAAAAAAAAGAUAUUAAAAAAAAAAAUAUAUAUAAAAGUGGGAGUAGAAAUGAGAAGACCAUAGCUUCAACCAAGUGCGUGUAUUGUGCGUGUGUGAGAAAAGAAUUUAACAAAAAAAAAAAAAAAAGUAAGAAUUCUUAAAAAAGUGCCCCUCAACUUGAAAUCAAGUGUCCAUCAUCCGCUCCAGUUUGAUAAUCAUAAAAAAAUAUAUUUUUUAGAUUAAAAAAAAUAAAUAAAUAAACAAAUAAAAUUUGUCAUAAAAAAGAUAAGAAUAAUUGUUGUUUAACUUUUAGCUUUACUAGUGAAUAUAGUAAUAAAUAAAAUAAUAAUAAUAAAUAAAUAAAGUGUUGUUUUUUAGAGUGUAUAUUUAAAUAAAUAUAAAUAAACAAUAUGGAGGAUAGUCAGCUGUUGAUGACUGAAUUACCAUCAGCAUUAACAACAGGAGGAAAUAAUAAUAAUCAAGCUGCUGGUGGAACGACAUUGUUACAUAGAUCAGGACAUUAUUACCACCUGCAUCAACCACACCUGGCAAUAUCAACACCCCAAAAUACAAUACAACGUCAAUCACAUGUACCACCACCACAACCAUUUAUAAAUUCACCAACAAAUUUAACAAAUUAUGUUAAUACUGGUAUACAUCGUCAUUUUAUUGAUAAUCGUGUUAGUGAUAUAAUUGAUCAAACAAGAAAUAUAUCAAUAUUAUAUCCAGAAAUACUUGCUCAUAUAUUUAGCUAUUUGAGUGUUAAUGAUAAAGGACAUGCAUCACAAGUAUGCACAGCAUGGCGUGAUGCAGCAUAUCAUCGUUCAGUAUGGCGUGGUAUUGAAGCAAAAUUACAUUUACGUAAACCAUCACCAUAUUUAUUUAAUAGUAUUGUUAAACGUGGUAUAAAACGUAUACAAAUAUUAUCAUUAAAACGUGGUCUUGGUGAUGUUAUAAAAGGUAUACCAAAUCUUGAAUCAUUAAGUUUAACUGGUUGUUAUAAUAUUGCUGAUAAUAGUUUAACAAAUGCAAUAACAAAUGAUUAUUUAUCAUUAAUUGAACUUGAUUUAUCAUUAUGUAAACAAAUAACAGAUGCAACAUUAACAAAAAUUGCUCAACAUAUGAGAAAUUUAGAAUAUUUACAUCUUGGUGGUUGUUGUCAUAUAUCAAAUCAUGGAUUAUUAUUUAUAUCAUGGGGUUUAAGAAGAUUAAAAAAAUUAGAAUUACGAAGUUGUUGGAAUAUAUCUGAUGAUGGUAUUGCUAAUUUAGCUGGUUUAAAUCAAUCAGCACCUGGUGGUACAUCAGAACUUGAACAUUUAAGUUUACAAGAUUGUCAAAAAAUAACUGAUGAAGCACUUGGACAUAUAUCAAGUGGUUUAAAUAAAUUAAAAUCAAUUAAUUUAUCAUUUUGUAUAUCUGUAUCUGAUUCUGGACUUAAAAAUUUAGCUAAAAUGAGUAGUUUACGUGAACUUAAUUUACGUUCAUGUGAUAAUAUAUCAGAUAUUGGUAUGGCAUAUCUUGCUGAAGGUGGUAGUCGUAUAACAACACUUGAUGUAUCAUUUUGUGAUAAAAUUGGUGAUCAAGCAUUACAUUAUAUAUCACAAGGUUUAUUUAAUUUACGUUCAUUGUCAUUAUCAUCAUGUCAAAUAAGUGAUGAGGGUAUAUUUAAAAUUGCUAAAACAUUACAUGAUUUAGAAACAUUAAAUAUUGGACAGUGUAGUCGUUUAACUGAUAAAGCAUUGUUAGCCAUUGCUGAAAGUAUGGAACAAUUAAAGUGUAUUGAUCUUUAUGGAUGCACCAAGAUGACUGAAAAUGGUAUUAAAGAAAAUACACUUAAAUUUCCACAAUUAACUUAUAUUAAUUUGGGAUUAAGCUCGAGUUGAUGAGUAUGAUUUAUCAAUCUAUUCAAUACCUCAUAUAAUAUUCUAGUGGUUUUAUUAUUUUUUCAACAUCUUCUUUUUUCGAUUUUUCAAAUUGAAGAUCAAAAUUUUUGUUCCAUUCAAAUUAUUAUUUUUUCAUUUUACUAUUUAGCUAAAAUUUAUUGUUAAACAAUUUAUUUUUCUUUUCAUUAUUUUUAUAUAUAAGGUAUAUUUUUAUGUACCUUAAGGUUCAUUUUUUUUUUUUUUUUUUUUAAAUGUUAUUUUUGAACUGUAAAUAUUAAAAAAAAAAAUUUUUUUAAACACGGAAGUAAGGACGUACUGCUAAUAGAAAAAAUAUUGUACUUAUCUAAAAAAAAAUUAAGCAAAUAUUUCGAUUUUAUAUUUUUCAAUUAAAUUUUUUUUUUACUAGAAAUUUUUCAAUUUAAAAUUAUUAUUUUGUAUUAACUUGGUUUAAGAUUAUUUUAAUUUUUGACAGUUGAUUGUUGGAAAAUUAUCUGCUUGUUAGUUUUUAUAAUAUUUCGUUAAAAUUUUUCCAAGAAAUUUUAACGUUGUCGAUAAAUUUUCUUUAUUAAUUUGUGCUAAUUAAGUGAAAAUAUAACUUCGUUAAUUUUAAGAUAUGAAAUUAAUGAUUUCUACCUCGUUUUUUUUUUAUUUUUUUUUUAAAUAAUAAUUUGUUGUAAAAGCGUAUCCUCGCGUCUGAAUGGAUUGUGAUAUGCAAUUUUGUUUCUGCUGGACAACAAUAAUCUGGCAUUAAUGUAAAUUUUUUUUUUUUUCUUUUAAUAUUUAGUUGACAUUGUACUAUUCAUUUAAUUAAUGUAAAAGACAUUUAUUGCUCAGUUUACAACAAACGAAAGAUGUGAUAAAAAAAAAACCUAAAUAAAUAAAAAAAAAAAAAGAUAGGCAUACGAAUCUUGUUGAAUAACGUUGGAAUUUUCAAAGUAUAUUCUAGAUGAAAAAAAAGAUAAAAUUUUUAAUUAAAAAAAAAUACAAAAAUAAUAAAUUUUAAAACAAAAUAACAAAUACUCUUAAACAAUAACCAAAAAUAAUAAAAUAAAUAUGUUUUUUAAAAAAAAAAACAAAAAAAGAAAAUAAAAUUUUCAAUUAUAAAAAGAAAACAAAUUAAAAAAGCAAAUAAAUUUUAAACAAAAUAAAUAAAAAAUACAGUUAAAAGAAUAAAUUGCAAUAAAUUAUAAUUUUCUGUUUAUUAAUUUUUUAAUUUCUUUUAAUUUUCAUUUAUUUUUAUUCCAAAAAAAAAAUAUGUUGACUUUUUAUUUAUAAAAUAAAAUUAUAACACUAUAAUUACAGACUAAUUAAUUUGUAAAUAAUUAUUAACCGUUACUAAUAAUUCAAAUCAAAAUAAAUAAAUAAAAAAAAAACCAUCGCAACAUUUUUUUUUUUUUAAAUGAUUAUCACUAUUUUUGUGUUUCUACUAUUUUCCGAAUAUAAAAAAAAUAAAAUAGAUAUAAAUAGAUGUUAAAACGAAUUUACUGGAAGCCAGCCAAGUCAUCUACAACUCGAAAAUAAUUUAUAAAAAAAAGAACAAGACGCGAGUAAAUAUAA